AAUUAAAUACAUAGAUAAGGUGUAUACAAAAGUGUCUUGCGUUACCUAAUGACAAAACGGAAAUGCCAAAUGAGGCAUCAGAGUGAUCAGCGUAAACCAUGGAAAGGAAUCAAACCAUGAGGUUUUCCGAAUAUAAGGGGGGAAGCGAAGCUGUGUUCGAGUGCAUCCUUUCGUUGCUCCAGCAGUGUGAAGGGAAUGAGGAGCGAUGGAGAUGGUGCGUCAUUGUCAGCGUGGAAGAGAAUAGAGGAGUCGUGCAGAGUGAAGGUGUUGAAAGCAGAGGCAAGGCCGCUCAAUGUGCCGCUGCUCGCUCCCUUCACCAUUGCGUCUUCGCGAGUGGAGGAAGUCAAUAAUGUGGCAGUGAGAGUGGAUUUACAAGUUCAGGAACAAGGAGGAGAAGAAGGAGGAGGAGGCGUAGGAUGGGGCGAAUCUCCGAUCCUGCCGCGCGUGACGGCAGAGGAUCAGUCUUUGGCCCUCCAAAAAGCCAACUACGCAGCGGAAAUCUUACAAACCCUUCCCUCCAAAUCCCUGGGAGACCUCCUUCGCCACGUUCACACCCUGCUUCCAGGCCAUGCCUUUGCAUCUGUAAGAGCGGGGGUGGAAAUGGCUGUGAUUGAUGGAGUGGCCAACAGCAUCGGACUUCCUCUUUGGCAAAUAUUUGGUGGUGCUUAUGAUUCCAUAACAACAGAUAUUACAAUACCAAUAGUGACACCAGCAGAGGCUGCGCAGCUGGCUGCCAAGUAUGCUGAGUUGGGGUUUCAAACGCUUAAGCUCAAGGUGGGUAAGAACCUCGAUGCAGAUAUACAAGUCCUGAAGGCUAUUCGUAAUAGCCAUCCAAGUUGCUCCUUCAUCCUCGAUGCAAAUGAAGGAUAUACAGCUGCUGAGGCAAUUCAAGUUCUCCAACGACUCCAUGAUAUGGGAGUUACUCCCAUUUUGUUUGAGCAACCAGUGGCGAGAGAUGACUGGGAUGGGCUAGGGCAUGUAAGCAAGGUAGCAAGGGAGGUAUAUGGAGUGUCAGUUGCAGCAGAUGAAAGUUGCAGAGGAUUGUUGGAUGUCCAGAAGAUAGUACACGAGAGGCUUGCAGAUGUUAUAAAUAUAAAACUUGCCAAAGUUGGAGUACUUGGAGCUUUGGAGAUUAUAGAGUUAACAAGAAAAGAAGGCCUUCAACUGAUGAUUGGUGGCAUGGUUGAGACCAGGCUAGCCAUGGGAUUCGCUGCACAUCUCGCUGCUGGUCUUGGUUGCUUCAAAUUUGUUGAUCUUGACACUCCACUCCUCCUUUCUGACGACCCAGUAAUUGGGGGUUAUCAAGUGGCUGGUCCUGUAUACAGAUUCACAAAUGCUGCUGGGCAUGGCGGGUUCCUUGACUGGAAAGAACAAAGAGACGAUGAGUAAUCUGUAUUUUCUCAUGAAUAAAAGAAGGAUAUUUGGAGCGCUUUUCCAACCGAAACAGUUAAGAGAAAGACAUUGAAUGGCUAUUGCUAGCUUCCAUUUUUCUCAUGAAUGAAAGAAGGGUUUUAGGGGUGGUUUUCCAGGUGACAUCGAGGUAUUUUUCCGCAAAGCAACCUUGAGAUGAGAAAUGAGGAAGUUUUUGGCUAAAAUGCCUUAUUAUUGGAACCUAACACAUACAUUGGAAACAUGGACAAUCUGCAUAUUAAGAUGGGUAUAAAUGACCAUUCAAGCUCAAGGAUUUUUGAUUCUUUGGGUUAAUUCAUGAUUGUAUAAAAUGGUGAGAAUACUAGUUACUUUUGAGGAUAUUUGUUAUUCAGUUGUUUCUAAGGGUGUUUUUUCCAAUCAAAUCUUCUUUUGUUUA
Cryptomeria japonica (Japanese cedar) is the source of this 1807-nucleotide messenger RNA. RefSeq names its product L-Ala-D/L-amino acid epimerase. The transcript is spliced from 7 exons. Lineage: Eukaryota; Viridiplantae; Streptophyta; Pinopsida; Cupressales; Cupressaceae. Gene Ontology annotation, molecular function: racemase and epimerase activity, acting on amino acids and derivatives. Bases 196 to 1389 code for a protein of 397 amino acids. The record is from RefSeq and is a predicted model, not a curated record.